AUGGACAGCACUGAGGGCGCUCCACUCUGCUUCCCCGACCUCAACUCCUCCUGCAGGCGUCUGCUGCGCCCCCGCUCUGAGACCGCCCUCCUCUACACCCUGCUGGCCUUCGUCUCUCUGCUCACUGUGACCCUCAACCUGCUGGUCUUCGUCUCCAUCUCUCACUUCCGGCAGCUUCGCACCCCGACCAACACCCUGCUGCAGUCUCUGGCCGUGUCCGACCUGGUGGUGGGGCUGCUGGUGAUGCCUGUCGAAGGCCUGCGCUACAUGGAGACGUGCUGGCUGCUGGGGAGGCUGAUGUGCGCUCUCACUCCUUACGUCUCUUACACACUGCUCUCUGCCUCUAUCGGCAACAUGGUGCUCAUCUCCAUAGACCGCUAUCUGGCUAUCUGUGACCCGCUGCUCUAUUCCUCUAAGAUCACCCUGCACAGAGCCAAAGUGUCAGUCUGCCUGUGCUGGGCCGGCUCUUUUCUCUACAACGGCUGUAUUCUGAUGGGGCACUUAGGGAGGCCGGACAGGUUCGGCUCCUGCCACGGGGAGUGUGUGGUGGUCAUAAGCCACAUCUCAGGCACGCUAGAUCUCUUCUUCUCAUUUGUCGGGCCCUGCACCGUCAUGGUUGUUCUCUAUAUGAGGGUGUUUGUGGUUGCUAUUUCUCAGGUUCGUGUCAUUCGCAUGCAGACGGCUGCCGUCUCUGCAGCACCUGCAGUUAAAAAAUCAGAGAGAAAGGCAGCCAGGACUCUCGGGAUUGUGAUAGCAGUGUUUCUACUGUGUUUCUGUCCGUAUUAUUAUCCCUCUCUAGCGGGCGAGGACACCUCCACCAGCUUGUCUUAUUACGCCCUGCUGUCUUGGAUCAUGUUGUUGAACUCGUGUGCAAACCCUCUGAUUUACGCUCUCUUCUACCCCUGGUUUAGAAAAGCUAUCAAACUCAUCUUCACUCUCAGAAUACUGCAGCCUCAAUCUCAGGAUGACAAACUCACCUAG
This is a messenger RNA of Plectropomus leopardus (leopard coralgrouper), 981 nucleotides long. Its product is annotated as trace amine-associated receptor 13c-like. The record is from RefSeq and is a predicted model, not a curated record. Gene Ontology annotation, molecular function: trace-amine receptor activity. Gene Ontology annotation, cellular component: membrane. Lineage: Eukaryota; Metazoa; Chordata; Actinopteri; Perciformes; Serranidae. Gene Ontology annotation, biological process: G protein-coupled receptor signaling pathway.